This is a messenger RNA of Alligator sinensis (Chinese alligator), 1334 nucleotides long. RefSeq names its product suppressor of variegation 3-9 homolog 1 (gene SUV39H1). The record is from RefSeq and is a predicted model, not a curated record. Gene Ontology annotation, cellular component: nucleus. The coding region runs from base 43 to 1296 and encodes 417 amino acids. Gene Ontology annotation, molecular function: histone H3K9 methyltransferase activity; zinc ion binding; protein binding. NCBI's taxonomy places the organism in Eukaryota, Metazoa, Chordata, Crocodylia, Alligatoridae. The transcript is spliced from 6 exons.
CGUUUCAGGCGGCCCCAGUGGCUGGCGGAAGGGAAUAUAAAGAUGGCGGAAAAUUUAAAAGGCUGCUCUGUGUACUGCAAGUCAUCAUGGGUACAGCUGCAGGACCUGUGCCGCCUGGCCAAGGUGGUAUGUCCCGACCUGGGUGUCACUCGUCGCAACCUCAGCCACUUUGAGGUGGAGUACCUGUGUGACUACAAGCGUGUGCGGGAGGAGGAGUUCUACCUGGUGAAGUGGCGAGGUUACCCUGAGUCGGAGAGCACGUGGGAGCCCCGUAAAAACCUGCGCUGCCCCGGCGUCCUCAAGCAGUUUCAUCAGGACCUGGAGGCAGCACUACAGCGCUGGUCCCGACCUGGCCGGCCCCGGAGGCCUCCACUCCAUGGCCUGGAGCCCCUUGUGGCUGCCUACCUGCUGCAGAAGGCCAAGCAGCGGCGAGCCUUGUGGCGCUGGGAGUGCCAGCUCAAUGCCAAGCGCAGCCACCGUGGCCGCAUCACUGUGGAGAACGAGGUGGACCUGGAUGGUCCCCCCCGGGACUUCAUCUACAUCAACGAGUACAAGGUGGGGGCUGGCAUCACCCUCACCCAGGUGGCCGUGGGAUGCGAGUGCCAGGACUGCUUGGCCCAGCCGGCUGGCGGCUGCUGCCCUGGUGCUUCACGCCACCGCUUUGCCUACAACGAACAAGGGCAGGUGCGGGUGCGGGCUGGGCUGCCCAUCUACGAGUGCAAUGCCCGGUGCCGCUGUGGCCCUGACUGCCCCAACCGUGUGGUGCAGAAAGGCAUCCGCUAUGACUUGUGCAUCUUCCGUACCGACAACGGCCGGGGCUGGGGCGUGCGCACGCUUGAGAAGAUCCGCAAAAACACUUUUGUCAUGGAGUACGUUGGCGAGAUCAUCACAUCGGAGGAGGCAGAGCGGCGGGGGCAGAUCUAUGACCGCCAGGGGGCCACGUACCUCUUUGACCUGGACUACGUAGAGGACGUCUACACUGUGGAUGCUGCCUACUACGGCAACAUAUCCCACUUCGUCAACCACAGCUGUGACCCCAACCUGCAGGUGUACAAUGUGUUCAUUGACAACCUAGAUGAGCGCCUGCCACGCAUCGCGCUCUUCGCCACCCGGCCCAUCCGUGCCGGCGAGGAGCUCACUUUUGACUACAACAUGCACGUAGACCCAGUGGAUGCAGAAAGCACGCGCAUGGACUCGAACCUGGGGCUGGCCGGGGGCCUGGCUGGGUCCCCCAAGAAGCGCCUGCGCAUCGAAUGCAAGUGCGGGGCACCUGCCUGUCGCAAGUACCUCUUCUAGCCCCCCCAGAGCCAGCUGCAGUGGCACCCACAUACUCU